AUGUACUCUAUUUCGCGCCUGUUGACUGUGUUGUCUGCGGCCACCGUGGGCUACGCGCACCCCACGGUCACCUCCAGAGACGUCCCCUCGUCUCAGCUGGACGAUUUCGCCUUCUGGGUGCAGUACGCCGCCGCUGCCUACUGCCAUGACAACUACUCUCCGCCGGCCGGCACGAAGCUGAGCUGCUGGGCCGGAAACUGCCCCGACGUUGAGGCCAAUGGCGCUGUCACGGACAUCGAGUUCUCCAAUACGACUCUCAGUGACACGGCUGGAUUUGUGGCCGUCGACCACUCGCGCUCCAGCAUCGUCGUCUCCUUCCGCGGCUCCUACUCGGUGCGCAACUGGCUGGCCGAUGCCAACUUCCCCCUCGUGGAUCCGGGACUCUGCACCGGCUGCCUGGCUGAGGCGGGCUUCUGGAGCUCUUGGGCCUUUGUAAAGAAAGAGAUCCUGCAGAGCCUCAAGGAGUUGACGGGCCAGCACGCCGACUACCGCGUCGUCGUCGUGGGACACAGUCUAGGUGCCGCCGUCGCCACCGUCGCGGCGGCCGACCUGCGCACGCAGGGCUACGAGGCCACGCUGUAUGCGUACGCCUCGCCACGCGUGGGCAACGAGAAGCUGGCCGAGUUCAUCACAAAUCAGAAGAACAACUACCGCUUCACUCACAACAAUGACCCCGUCCCCAAGCUGCCCCUGCUGGCAAUGGGAUACAAGCACGUCAGCCCGGAGUACUGGAUCACCUCGGGCGACAACGCCACGGUGGCGGCCACGGACGUGCAAGUGCUGGAAGGGAACGUGAACUGGAAGGGCAAUACGGGCACGGGGCUGCCGUUGCUCACGGAUUUCCACGCGCAUCACUGGUAUUUUGAAAAGGCUGAUGGGUGCAAGGGGCCCGGACUGCCCUUGAAACGAUCUCAAUAG
Messenger RNA from Aspergillus steynii IBT 23096, 918 nucleotides. Its product is annotated as lipase family protein. The transcript is spliced from 3 exons. NCBI's taxonomy places the organism in Eukaryota, Fungi, Ascomycota, Eurotiomycetes, Eurotiales, Aspergillaceae. Gene Ontology annotation, biological process: lipid catabolic process. Bases 1 to 918 code for a protein of 305 amino acids. The record is from RefSeq and is a predicted model, not a curated record.